Molecule: messenger RNA, 3082 nt
Organism: Oncorhynchus nerka (sockeye salmon)
Lineage: Eukaryota; Metazoa; Chordata; Actinopteri; Salmoniformes; Salmonidae
Product: early estrogen-induced gene 1 protein-like
Exons: 12
Coding region: 261-1484 (407 amino acids)
Source: RefSeq, a predicted model, not a curated record
UGAAUGUCAGUUUAAUUGGCCUGGGGAGAUGUCCUGUUGUCUUCGUUGAACAUGAGGUCCGAAUCAACACGGGGUCAUCAGAGAUACUGAGCCAACAAUAGCAAGGACUUCCAAGCUCCUGAUUGAAAACGACAUUUUUUACUUUGUUUCAUUUCCUAUCCUUUUUGUUGGUCAAUCCCAAAGAUUUAAUUUAGGAAUAUUUCUGCUGCACAAACCUAUCAAUUAUUGACAUAUUUCAGUUCACCAGUUCAACCAUCUCAAUGGCGUUUUUAAUGAAAAAGAAGAAGUUCAAGUUUCAAAUCCAUUUUACAUUGGAGGAACUCACAGCCGUGCCGUUUGUCAACGGGGUACUUUUCUGCAAGAUCCGAUUGUUGGAUGGUGGGGACUUUGCCAUCUCAUCAUCCAGGGAGGAGGUUCAGCAGAACUGUGUUCGUUGGAAAAAGAAGUUCUCCUUCGUCUGUAAAAUGAGUGCCAAUCCUACCACUGGAGUCCUGGACCGAUGCAUCUGCAGGGUUUCUGUACGCAAGGAGCUUAAAGGAGGAAAGACGUUUUCAAAGCUGGGCUUUGCUGACCUCAACAUGGCAGAGUUUGCUGGCUCAGGCUCUACCGUGCACUGCUGUAUUCUCGAGGGCUACGAUACCAAGAACACUCGACAGGAUAACUCCAUUCUCAAGGUUACUAUAGGAAUCACACUUUUGUCAGGGGAUCCCUGCUUUAAAACGCCCCCCAGCACGGCCAAGUCCGUCUCUAUCCCGGGCCAGGACCCCUCCCUGCAGCUGGACUGUAAGGGCGAGGGCACCGAUGCCAACUAUAACCCUCCCCCAGGGGGCGUCACCAGGACAUCAACAGGACGGCCCCUCAAACCCAGACUCUCCUCAGCUCCUCUCAACGCUGGUCUACCUAGGGAGCAGUUGGAACAGAACCUGUCCAGCCCAGAUGAAGUGUUUCACACAGGACACUCCCGGAACUCCAGCUACGCCAGCCAGCAGAGCAAGAUAUCAGGCUACAGCACGGAACACUCUCGCUCCUCCAGCUUGACAGACCUCACCCACCGCCGCAAUGCCUCAACCAGCAGCAGUACCUCCGGGAGCCUGGGCACCCCUACCCAGACCCCCCACGUCUUCGCCCACCCCCUCGCAGCAGACCCCCAGAUACCAGGAGAGCCAGGCACCAAGCCUGAGAGACCCAUACGGCCCCUACGGCCUGUCCUGCUCUCCAAUAGACCCUCCAGGAGGAAGAAGGACUCUGUGGAAAGCCACCCCACCUGGGUGACCUGCCAGGAGGACGACACGCGCAUCGACGCCGACGACAUUGUGGACAAGAUCAUCCAGAGCCAGAACUUUGCUGAUGUCAACAACCAUAAAGAAGACAGCAACCUCAGACUGUUUGUCAGCAAAGAUGGGACUACAGCCCUGAGUGGGAUACAACUGGGAAACAGUGUGAUUGCUGGUGUCUUUGAGCCGGUAGUGAUCGAGAGCCACUAGCGAUGAAGAUUGAUGGAGGUCAAAUCGCUCUACCCCCCCCCUCCCUCCAUCUCACUCAUUCCCUCAGCUGGUGGGAAAAGGGUACAUGGGGGACACUGAAGACAACUCCACUGUUGUGUGUGUGUGUGUGUGUGUGUGUGUGUGUGUGUGUGGUAUGUGUGUGUGUGUGCGCACACAUGACUGGCUGCCUUUUGUUCUACACCACUUCAACAAACACCACUAGACAACAGAUGUAACCCUUUAAGCAGACAUUUAAGCAGAUAUUUAAGGUGAUGUAGGUGGGAGGUGCGACGUCUGAAUAAUCCAUUAAUGUAGAAAAGCUUUUAAAAUCAAUGCUUUCGUCUGGGGGGGGGGGGCGUAGGUGUAAAGUGUGCAAAGUACUUGAUAGAGAGAGAAAUGGGAAACCAUCGCAUCGUGGAAAUUGUAGUGCAACACUGAAAACCAGGAAAAGGCAUUGGAGUCAAAUGUGGCUGCCUCAAGUUGGAACGUAAUGGUUUACCUCAAGUUGGAACGUAAUGGUUUACCCCAUGUUGGAACGUAAUGGUUUACCCCAUGUUGGAACGUAAUGGUUUACCUCAAGUUGGAACGUAAUGGUUUACCCCAUGUUGGAACGUAAUGGUUUACCUCAAGUUGGAACGUAAUGGUUUACCCCAUGUUGGAACGUAAUGGUUUACCUCAAGUUGGAACGUUAUGGUUUACCCCAUGUUGGAACGUAAUGGUUUACCCCAUGUUGGAACGUAAUGGUUUACCCCAUGUUGGAACGUAAUGGUUUACCCCAUGUUGGAACGUAAUGGUUUACCUCAAGUUGGAACGUAAUGGUUUACCCCAUGUUGGAACGUAAUGGUUUACCCCAUGUUGGAACGUAAUGGUUUACCUCAAGUUGGAACGUUAUGGUUUACCCCAUGUUGGAACGUAAUGGUUUACCUCAAGUUGGAACGUUAUGGUUUACCCCAUGUUAGAACGUAAUGGUUUACCCCAUGUUGGAACGUAAUGGUUUACCCCAUGUGUAUCAUUUCGUGUAUCAAUUCAAAUGAGGGGAGCUAAAACCAAGAAAGAUGUGGAGAAAUUGAACAGACCAUUUGAACUAGGCUUCAAUGGGUGGUUUUCAAUGUGAAAUGUUCUAUUUGCGAUGAACCCCUUGCAAUCCUCAGAUUCCAGAACAACAGAACAACCGCACUAGACCUGGGGCUAAAGUUACUGUAUAGCCCAAAUAACCCAUGUUAUAGAAUUAUAAAGUUAUAGAAUAUAUGCAUAUAAAUAUGUAAUAUGACAAUAGAUAAUAUUUAUAUACGGACCUGAGAAAGAGAAAGGUAUGCACAUGAGGCUGUACAUAUUGCCAUUGUCUAUGUGUGAUUCAUCAAUUACUCUCGGUAAAUGCAGGUAGGGUUGGUAAUGGAUGAGUCUAGUCUACGCCCUUGGUCCUCCGCCCUUGGCUCUUUUACAUAGUCUAGCUUCACGUCCUUAAAGUCAAAUACUAUCCUGCAGUUCACCAGCUGGCUUGGUGUCUACACUUGUAAAAGUAGGAAAAUCAGACUCAACUUUUCGUGGUUUCUCUAUUUUUGUUGUUAGUCAUGUGUCUGUCUCAGGAUAUAUGGAUG